UUCAAAUUUUAAAAAAUCUCUAUUAAAAACCUAGUCAAGGGGAUAACCUCAAUACAAAUAUUCACGAUUCUAACAAAUUGAAAAUACUGGCAAGUAUCUAGCCCAAAGGAUAAAGAAACUGAGUGUGACUUAGAUCAUUUGGAUGGAACCCAGAUGGGUGACAGAGCAGAAGGAUAGUGAAAGGGGUUUUUAAGAGUAGGCUGGGGCUUUACAGUUUGGAUAUUCAGGUGUUUGAGAUUGGGGGAUUAAGUGUCCUGAUAAUCCGAAUUGGUAGUUUUGAAAUUGAGAGUUAAAAGAUAUUUGGAAAAUGGAGAAUUUUUAGUUGAGGAACAAUAGUUUUAUUCAGUUAUUAUUCAAUU
Messenger RNA from Moneuplotes crassus, 359 nucleotides. The record is from the annotation of a GenBank genome assembly. NCBI's taxonomy places the organism in Eukaryota, Ciliophora, Spirotrichea, Euplotida, Euplotidae.